This is a messenger RNA of Prorocentrum cordatum, 459 nucleotides long. The record is from the annotation of a GenBank genome assembly. Lineage: Eukaryota; Dinophyceae; Prorocentrales; Prorocentraceae.
AUGCAUCCCCGCCUCGCAAAGGAGACCCUGUGCUUCAACCUCCAGAAGGGGUACUGCCUCGGGUUCAUCGAGGAGCUGCCGUCCAUGGGCGCGAUCUUCGACGGGCUGGAGGCCUUCCUGGACCAGGAAAGCGCCGGCUCCGCGUACCAGCGCGCCCUUCGGCCGCUGCUCGGCGUCGGCGAGGGCGCGCCCAGCAAGUUCGAGAUCCUCGCGCCCGGGCCCACCCUGAAGACGGAGGGAUCAGGCAGGCCAUCGAUGGGCUCUCCGGCGCCUCGCGGCGUCGCGCGAUCUGGCGCCAGCGGUGGGAGGACGGCGACUUCGCGCUCGUCGACAACAUGGCCCUGGCGAACCUGCCGCGCCCAGUGUAUCGAAGGUGCCUGCGGCAAGUCGGCGCCGCCCCCCUCCGCCCGGCAGCGCCCGGGUGACAAGGAGCGUCGGGCCAGGGCUUGGCCAGCCUAG